AUGCCCACCCCGCCCGCGUCCAAACGCCCGAACUUCCUCGUCAUCGUCGCCGACGACCUCGGCUUCUCCGACCUCGGCUGCUUCGGCGGCGAGAUAAACACGCCGAAUAUCGACGCGCUCGCGUCCCGUAACAACAGUCUGCGCUUCACCGACUUCCACGCCGCGGCCGCGUGCUCGCCCACGCGCGCCAUGCUCCUGACCGGGACGGACAACCACAUCGCCGGGCUGGGCAACCUCAUUGAGUGGACGAACAGAUCUCGACCGGGCACUAAGGGCGAACGUUUCGAUACGGCGCCGCAGAGAGGGAUGCCGGGGUACGAGGGCUAUUUGAACGAGAGGGUCGUCACGGUGUCGGAGGUGUUGAGGGACGAGGGGUACGAGACGCUUAUGGCGGGCAAGUGGCAUCUCGGUCUUACGCCCGAGCGCUCGCCGAAGGCGCGCGGGUUCGAGCGGAGCUUUGCGCAUCUUCCUGCAUGCUCCAACCACUACGGCUUGGAGCCGCAGCUCGAGCACGCCGACACGCUCCCGCCCAACAUGUCGAUGUCCUUCAUCGCGCUCCACUCCGAAGACGGCCGGUACGUCAAGAGGCUGCCCGCGGGGUGGUACUCCUCCGACGGCUACGGCGACAAGAUGGUCCAGUACCUCUCUGACCGCCAAUCCCGCGCCGAGACGCGGCCGUUCUUCGCCUACCUGCCUUUCACCGCGCCGCACUGGCCUCUGCAGGCGCCGAAAGAGCUUGUCGAGAAGUAUAAGGGCGUGUACGAUGAAGGCCCGGAUGUGCUGCGCGAGAAGCGGUUGGAGAGGUUGAAGGAGCUUGGGAUGGUGCCGCGGGAUGUGAAGCCACAUCCGGUCGUUGCGGAUGAGGUUCGGGAGUGGGGGAGCUGA
Molecule: messenger RNA, 885 nt
Organism: Peniophora sp. CBMAI 1063
Lineage: Eukaryota; Fungi; Basidiomycota; Agaricomycetes; Russulales; Peniophoraceae
Source: the annotation of a GenBank genome assembly